Molecule: messenger RNA, 3826 nt
Organism: Bemisia tabaci
Lineage: Eukaryota; Metazoa; Arthropoda; Insecta; Hemiptera; Aleyrodidae
Source: RefSeq, a predicted model, not a curated record
GCCAGCCGCUCUCUCGGGCCCUCAACCGUCCUCAGUCUCACGACAACAGCCGCAACUUUUUCUUCUUCCCGCGUUUGUUUACGCCGCGCCUUGUUUUCCCCGCGAGUUUUCCACGCUUUUCCGCGCUUUCCGUUGAAUUUCUCGUUUCGUCAUCCGAUGCCUCCGUAAGCGGUCUGUUCCUUCGCACAAAAGUGACAUAAAACUCUCCGGUUUCGUAGUCUACACGGCUUUUUUUCUCGUGAAUCUCAAAUUGGUGCGGUACUUUUAAGGGUUUUUUUGUGAAUUUUCGACGAAUUUCCCUACAAUUUCCAGCUCCCUUGAAGUUUUUCCGUAUUGUGCGUUCGUGUCUCAACACGAGGGUCAAUUUGCAGUCGAGCCGAAGCAUAAAAUCCUCUUUUUUCUCUCGAAUCUCAAAUUAGUGCGUUGAAUAUGAGGUUUUUCUCGUUUUUGUGACGGAUUUCCCUGCCAAUUCCUGUUACUGCCGUUUUGCACGAUCGUGACUCAACAUGAGGGUCAAUUUUCCGUCGAAGCAAAAGCGUAAAACUCUCUGAUUUUAUGUUGCCUUUUUCAUUUUUUUUCGCGAACUGAAGUGCGUUUUUUGGGCUGAACAUCGCGAGAAUCCGUUAAAUCUGUAACACAAAACUUCUGAGCUUUUUUUCCGUUAUACCCGGCGUUUGAUAUCGUUGAAAAAUAGUCUGAAACGGUGUUUUCUCAAAGUUCUCUUGCGUUUUUCAACGCGAAAAAUUUGUGCUUAAAAGUUCGCAGUAACGCGUUCAACACAACAAGCUUCCUUCUUGAAUAUGUGACUGGUCAGUCACCAAUUUUACGGUGUAAUUCCAGUGUGAUUGUCCCAAAACCAUGUCGGCGGUAUCACGUGGUGUCGGAGGGUAUACCGAGACCUUUUUCUGCAACCGCGGUCGGGAUUCUUGUCGGUGACUUUCAAAGGUGUGUGUGCUUUUUACCUAAAAAAAGAAUUAUUAUGGAUUAAGUUGCGUGCCGAAACGAACCCAGAUUUGAUUAAAAAGUGCAAUUUUACGUAAAAAAAAAUGAUCGGAAACACGUCCCUCUAGGCCACGAUUUUCUCUAAACGUUGCAAUAUUUAGCCCGUAGCGUCAACCGCUGAUCAAAAGUGCAAUUCUUCGAGUAGUUUUAUUGUGUCGUAGUCAAUUUUUAACACAUUUUUUUCACGAGUGAUUUUGCAAGAUUGAUGUUUAUAUUUGUGAUACCUCCCGGAUGAAGUGUUGAACCGUGUUAUUUCCAAACCAUGAUGAAAAGUCAAGAGCUCCUUUUGGAUUCCCGCGUGAAACCCCACAUCGUGCCCCCCUCGGCCCCUCAUCUGGACCACGUGACCACGGACCAGGAUGAAGACGACGAUGAAGAGGGUGGUGAGGAGGAGGGUGACGAUGAUGAUUAUCUAGGGUCCGGCGACGGGAUCAAGCGGGGACACUCGCCUGGAUCCCGGAUCGAGACAAUCGACACCUGCGGGAACAACGGGUUCUGGAUGGCGGCAGUCUCGGCGGCCGCCGGGGGGACGAUGCCCCCCGGGACCCCCCUGGAUUCGGGGCUGCCCUCCGAGUCGGGGUUCAUCAGCUCGCAACCCUCCAUGGCCGAGUUUAUCCUGCCGCACCAUAUGCAGGAUAUGCCGCCGUCCCCCUCGGGGUCCUCCGUCGGGGGCAUGUACCCCACGAACAUGCUCGACCAGCAGCAGGCCGGCGUCAACGUUCAGGAGUACCCCUGGAUGAAGGAGAAGAAAACCACUAGGAAAAGUAGCCAGCAAGGUAGGGAAAAGAAUGGACUACCAAGGAGAUUACGGACUGCUUAUACGAAUACUCAAUUACUAGAACUAGAAAAGGAAUUUCACUUUAACAAAUACCUAUGUCGACCUAGGAGGAUAGAAAUAGCUGCAUCUUUAGAUUUGACUGAAAGACAGGUGAAGGUGUGGUUCCAAAAUAGGCGGAUGAAGCACAAACGUCAAACGUUGAGCAAGCAAGGCGAGGACGGCGACGAGAAGGAAUCCGUCGGCUCCGGAGGCGGUGGCAAGUCGAAGAGCAGCGACACUUCCGACGACAAGAAGAGCUGCCAGAACUGCGACCUCCCCGCCGGGCUCCUGGGCAGCGACCACGGCCGGAGCAGAAGCAACUUCAACACCAACAGCAACGACAACAGCGCCUCCAGCGUCUCCAGCAACAACAGCAGCUACGACAAGGAAGAAGACUCCCGCUCCAACGAGGGCAGCGGGAUGGUGACGUCACCCGGCAGAGCGCUGCCCAUCAAACGGGAACCGGUCAAGAUAGAGAACCCGUCCAGGAUCAAGAUGGAGUCGACAGGAAGCAUGUGCGAUUCGCCGAUCAACAGCGGCACCAACACCCCAUCGAUGAUCAACCGGAAAACACCGAUCAUCACCAAAGACGUGGCUGUGAACCGGAAUCUACCGGAUAUCCCCGUGAAACCGGUGACGCCGUCGACCAUCAACCAGUCCCAACCUAGCCCGAACAGUGUCUACUCGAUGGCGAACCAAACCCGACUACGCAGCCCGAGCAAUCCGGCAGUUACGUUCAACUCCAGCCCCGUCCAAAGCGGGAUAAUGUCCCCAUCCAUGAUCCAGAUCGUCAGGUGUCCGGGUCCUGGCGCGACCGGUUCCCCGACCUACCAACCGGUUGCGAGCCAGCAGACGGCGAUGCGAGCGCCGGUCCCGAACCCUGGCGGACACCACGAGAACUACCGGAUGCCUGCCACCCAGUUCCGCCAGUGCUACCGCGGGGAGAUGUACAACCAGAGGAUGCACCAACCGAGCACGGAUACGUAUCGGCCUCCGAUGGGGAACCGGUUCAACGGUGGUGUACAAACCCCUAUUACCCCACGGUCCCAGGUGACGCAGAGGCAGUAUGGCGGGAACACCGUCCAGCAGACCCAAUACCCUACGCAAUACUAUAAUGGGUAUCCGAACCAAGACUACCCGAAUACUAAUAACUAUAGGAACUAUCAAACUCACUUUUCGACGGAUAUGGAAUACCUGCCCGGUAGCACGAAUUACGGCUCCUACGUGGGGCAUAAUAUGUAUUCCUCUUCGAAUACCCCGGACGCCCCCAGCGAGUUCUACUCUUCGGAUCUGUGCCAUCCGAACUACCACCACCACACCCAACACUCGCAGACGAUAAACAACGAGUACUCGGGGACCUGCAAGUCGGAUUACUACCAGCACGGCCAGCAACCGGUUUCCGAGGAGGUGCCGAACCAGUAUACGGUGGCGUCCCCGGAGUUCCCGGCCGCGAACCCCGGACUCCCGUCCUCGAAUUCCGUUCCCUCGACGAUCAUGACGCCGCCGAACAGCGUGCGGACGGACUCCUCCGGGGACCAGUUCACUACAUUCCAGCACUUUUAUAACGAACCCUCGCAGCAGGUGCACCCAAAUUCCACGUCGGCCGAUAAUAGCAACAGCUCCUCGGAUUUCAACUUCUUAAGCAAUAUAGCCAAUGAUUACGGUCAGGAGUAUUUCCAACUUAGCUGAGAAAUGUUAUUUUUGUAGAGAGAUUUAUUGAGUUUCCACGGAUGAAAAGAUAGAUUCCCUCAUUAUUCCUUGGGUUACUUGCUCAAAAGGGUAGGAAUUUUUGCAUGUUUCUACGUUGCAGUGCUAAGAGACAGAGUAGAUCUGCCGUGCCAAGGAGAAGACCCCAGCGGGGUGAUUAUUGAAAUUUAUAGACAAAGCGAUAGACAAAGAAGACAUAUCGAGUAUGCAGCAAUCCCGUUGGUUGAAAUGGGAUGAUUCUUAUAGACUAAGGGAGAAAAUGAUGGACUAACUAAAGGGUUCCUCAAGGGUUGCCGUUAU